AUGACGAAGCGGAGAGAGGGAAGCGCGGCGAUUCUCCGAGAGCGAAGAAGGACGGACGCGCGCUUCGGGAUGGCGGGAGAGAGAUGGAAGUAAGGGGCGAGAGAGACGGAUAAAUUUGUGGAUAACGGGGGGAGAGAGGAGAGGCGAAGAAUCGGUUGACGGGCGCGCCGACAGAUCGCGCUUGCGAUGCCCUUAGCUUCGUCAGGAGUGCGCGCCGACGGAGCUCAGUGAACGUUCAGUACGGCUCGGCGAGGCUAAGCGAGAAGAAAGGGGCUCUCUUUUUGUGUUGACAUUGUCGUACGUGUGCGCCUUACUUGGAGUCGAACUAGUAAGGGGAAAGCGUCGCCGAACAAUCCCCCCGACCGAGGAACGGGGAGCAAUUUUAUUGGGCGUAACGAAAGCGACUGACCCAACGAUACGCACACGACGAAAAAAAUAGAAAAAAAAAAAAAAAAAAGGGGGAAACAAAAAAUCGGAAAAGGAGAGAAACGAAAAGGAAAACAGAGGAGAGACGCGCGAGCGGUUGCAAAGUAGAUUUCGAUACCGAAACCAACCCUAAAUUCGAGGGACGAGCCGGGGGAAUAUUUUUUUUCUUUUCUCGUCAAUUCCAAAUCCGCUCGCGGCUGACUACGAACGGAACGUUUCCACUACCACUAGGCCAAAUCCUCGGCUGGCUGACUGGCUGGGCUGACUUGUAACGCACUGAAAUCGCGCGCCGUAUUACACGACGAACGUCCGCGUGCCGCCUCUCUGGCUCUUUAAAACGGGUGCUGCUGUUUAAAAACCACGACGUUUAAAGGGCGUCGAAGGGAAAAAUAAUACGUGCAAUAUUUGAGGGACAUAUUUUUAUCUAUAUAUAUAUAUAUAUAGAUAUAUAUAGAUAUAUACUAUUCGUUGAGUGUGCGUCAGUAUAGGGUGGUGUGCUGGUUUUUAAAUAAAUUUAAAUCAUUGAAGAGGCGUAAAAGAAACGAAUAAUUGCGUCCGAUUUUAUAACAAGUACAAUAAUUUGUUGUUUAACGUUGACAAGAACGAGGGAGGAUUGGUGAUGUUCCGUGGGGUGACAGUUGUAACGUUAGUAAUUGAAAAACGUGAAAACACUGUGACCAAGUAUUGUUUUAAAUAUAUACCGAGGAGCUGUUACUAUUUUAUUUGUUGGUUGUUGAACUGAAAAUAAUAUUGAAAAUAAUAAAGUGGUGACGUACUCUGUACCGUACCGUAAAUAAAUUCCUGUAUACCCGUAUGUAUGGUAUAUAAUUUUUGUUCAAGUGUCUCGCUAACCGUGAUUUAUCGAUCAGAGGGACAAAUUUUCACAACGAUAACGUUACGUACUACCGCUACAACCGCUACUACUACUACUACUACUACUACUAUUACUACUACGCACGUGUCACAUCGUGCGGACAAUUAUUAAUAUAAAAGAAAAAAUUAACGAAUAAAUAAUCGAACACGACAUCGAGAUAACACGUAUACGUAUAUAUACAUACACAUAUAUACUCACACAUGCAUAUGGAACAAAAUAUAUAGAUACAUGUAUAAAAUUGUACAAACUGAAUCAACAUAUUAAAUCGCGUGUGUGUACCUAUUUCUGUUUCAUCUCUCUUCUCCUCGUUGGAUCGUAUACGAAAAACAAAAACAAACCAAAAAAAAACAACAAAUACAUCCAAAAAUCCAAAAAACGAAUAAAACAACUGGAUCUCAUCGAACGCUGCAUCUACUGCCGGAUAUAUAUAUAUAUAUAUAUAAUUCCUAUACCGAUGACAUCGCCUGACCUUUGCUCAUUUCUUUUAUCAAUCCCGUUCUCACCCCUCAACCUGUAAUUCCAUUCGAAACAUUUUCAUACGCGUAUACCGAUACACCCCUACACACGACCGAUCUCUGUCCCUUUUCUCGAUCUCUCACAUUGCCUUUACAUCUUUCUCUCGCUGCUUUCGUUCCACGUUCUCUCUCUCUCUCUCUCUCUCGCCCUCUUUCUCUCUCUCUCUCUCUCUCUCGUUCCAUACGUCGUUUCCUCCUCCCCCCCUCGAACGACACCCUCGGCCUGUCUGCCGCGCCGCGCCGUUCCGUCCUCCCCACCUACCCUCUCUCCCCUGUACCCACCCUCUUCGGGAAACACGCGACCAACUCUUUAUUUACACCGCCACGGACCCGCGGACUACGACGAUGCUGGACACCGUCUACAACGAAAUUACCAUCUCCGUGUCAUCCGGCUGCUUCUGGUGAAUCGAUCGCUCCUCGACGAAAUAUAAAAUCCGUCUACGUGCAUUGUCCGGGAACGUUUCGUUUCGUCUCGUUCCUCGAUAUCGUCAUCGCCUGUCGCGCGGUGGUGCGUUCUGCCGGGACAAUAUCAUUGAUCGAUCGAACGUAUUCAACGAUCAUUAUAAUUCCGUCGAUUAACGGUCACUAUCUGCACCAUCGCCGAUCACGUGGCUUGUUCGACGGCGACGCUGUACGACAAUGUGCACGCCGCACCGUUGCACGGUUCCGGCGUGGGCCAUCCUGGCUCCGUCACGCCGAUGGCUGCAGCCUCCGAAGCGGGGAAUUCCACCGGGUUGACCACCUGGUGGGCCAUGAUGAACAGCAGCACCCUCUACGAGAACAGCCCACCUCCAGUACUGCCCACUUCGUCUCUAUUGCCCAUCCAGCAACAACAACAGCAACAGCAACAGCAACAGCAACAGCAACAACAACAACAGCAGAACUCGACGCCAGGCUCUCACCAACAGGCGACCACGCCGACUUCUCCGGGUGCACCUGCAUCGGUAGGAACCGUAGCACCGCCUCAGACAGCGAGUGCGAGUUCGACGUCACCGAGCGCAUCGUCCGUGGCGAGCAACAGCGCCGCUGGACCACUUCACAUACCGGCGAAAAGGUUGACGGCAACACCCGGCGGUGGUUCGACGUACGGGGAAGUGCCGUGCGUGGAACCGUCCGGUGCAUCGGGUGGAGCCGGUGGAGUGAUAAGGCAUUCGCACACGUCAACGGCGGGCUCUCAGGGCGGUUGGAGCGCGGGUUACAGUCCCCACCACCAUCAAGACACCCACUACUCGUCGGGCGGCACCGCGGACGUACUAAAUCACCAUCAGACGUACGGGGGUGCUAACCCCCCCACCUAUUACAACCUGGCUACCGAUCCGACCUCCACCACGGGUUCCUCGAGGGACAGCCGUAAGGCAACCGCGCUUUUCUGGUCGCCGGCAACCGCCACAAUACCAAGCGGUCUGACACCCUCCGAUUACAAGUCGUACAACGCGACGGGGGGCGCGACGACGACCACCUCGUCGGCCGGGGGUGGUUCCUCGUCCGGCGGCGGUACGGGGGGCGGAGCGGGGGAAUCGGCGGUGUCCUCCUGUCACCAGAACUUUCCUCAGACCUGGUGCAAUUACCCGCCGUAUCCGUCGAGGCAUUCGCAUCCGGUUGACGGCGCCGGUCAUCAUCACCCCCAUUCGCAGGCCGGAAUACCUUAUCUGACACCCUCGGCGGCCGACGAUCGGGGAAGGGCGGCUGCCGCAAUGGUAGCCGCCGAGGGUACCUUCGCCCACGAGGGAUACGGGAGUCUGAGAAAUUACGGACCACCCGAACAAGUCACCUCCAGUCCUUACCCACCUCCAGUGAUGUGGGGUUCCUCCCCAUCUUCGUUGUUUUCUCCAGCGUCCCUGGGCGUCGGCGUGAGCGUCGGCGUCGGUGGAAUGGGAGUGAGUUGCGGUGGCACGAAUCCGUUGGAAUGGACGGGUCAGGUGACGGUGCGGAAGAAGCGUAAACCUUAUUCGAAGUACCAAACGCUAGAGUUGGAGAAAGAGUUCCUUUUUAACGCCUACGUGUCCAAGCAGAAGCGCUGGGAGUUGGCCAGAAACUUGAACCUGUCGGAGCGGCAGGUGAAAAUAUGGUUUCAAAAUCGACGGAUGAAGAACAAGAAGAACAGCCAACGGCAGUCCCAGAAUCAGAAUAACAAUAACAAUAACAGUAACGCGAACAACGCGAAUCACCACGGGGCGACGGGAAGUCAUCAUCAUUCGGCUUCCGGCCACGGAUCUUCCGGCCAGCACGUCGUUGCGCAGGCGCACCACGCGAACGGACUCGUCAAACAUCAUCAGUGACCCUCGGCUUACUCUGGGGUAGUUUUCGACAACCAUCAUCAUUCUCAUUCCCACAGUCACACCUCUUCCUCCUCGUCGUCCGCCGCCCACGGGAUCGCCGGUGUUCACGGUUACAGUUUAGUCGGUCCCGGUUCCACGGCUGCGGCGACCGUUCACGGUCACGGUAUCCACGGCGGUCAAUCCGUGUCGCAAAUCGGAGUAUCGCCGCUUCCGCAUUCCUCUUCGACGGCCGCAGCGGCGGCGGCAGCCGCGGCCGCGGCCGCGGCUUCCAUCCACUCGCACAA
Molecule: messenger RNA, 4378 nt
Organism: Athalia rosae (coleseed sawfly)
Lineage: Eukaryota; Metazoa; Arthropoda; Insecta; Hymenoptera; Athaliidae
Product: homeobox protein abdominal-B
Exons: 2
Coding region: 2514-4094 (526 amino acids)
Biological process (GO): regulation of transcription by RNA polymerase II
Cellular component (GO): nucleus
Molecular function (GO): DNA-binding transcription factor activity, RNA polymerase II-specific; RNA polymerase II cis-regulatory region sequence-specific DNA binding
Source: RefSeq, a predicted model, not a curated record